Messenger RNA from Diabrotica balteata, 1229 nucleotides. Lineage: Eukaryota; Metazoa; Arthropoda; Insecta; Coleoptera; Chrysomelidae. The record is from the annotation of a GenBank genome assembly.
GAAUAUUACAGCGCACUUCACAUUUUUGUACGUCAUGUCAUUUGUGUUAGUCAGUGGCUGUUUUUUGUAGGUUAAAAGUGCGGCGUGUUAAUGUUAAUGGUGCUUUUUUAGUUUUAUUGAUCUUUAGCUUAUUGUAGCAUACAGAAAAGAUGUCAUUUAAUAGAGACGAACAUCAGCAUCUCAGAUACAAUCCACUCAAAUCAGAAUGGAUCUUAGUAUCUCCACAUAGAGCACUUCGACCUUGGAGUGGCCAAGUUGAAACUCCGCAAGUAGAAGUCGUUCCACAAUUCGAUCCCACUAAUCCGCUAUGCCCUGGUGUCACCAGAGCUUCUGGACUGGUCACUCCCAAAUACACUUCUACAUAUGUAUUUACCAAUGAUUUUCCAGCUUUACUGGAAGAAGGUCCAGAACCAGAACCCAGUGAUGAUCCCCUCUUUCAAACUAAGGCGGCCAAAGGAACUUGUAGGGUGAUAUGCUAUCAUCCACAUUCCAAUGUUUAUCUUACAAAUUUGAAGUUGGAUGAAGUAGUCGCGGUAAUAAAUGAAUGGAUAAACCAACUCAAUGAUUUGGGUAAAAAGUAUAGAUGGGUACAAAUUUUUGAAAAUAGAGGCGCAAUGAUGGGUUGUUCCAAUCCUCAUCCCCACUGUCAAAUAUGGGCAUCCACUUUUCUUCCAAAUGAAGCUAGAGUUAAGGACGAAAACUUACGUGAAUAUUUUGCCAAACAUAAAAAACCUAUGCUAGCUGAUUAUGUACAAAAAGAAAUACAGAAGAAAGAAAGAGUCGUAUACGAAAAUGAUGAAUGGGUGGUAGUCGUACCUUAUUGGGCUCUAUGGCCAUUUGAGACAAUGGUACUUCCAAAAAGAAACAUAACUAGAUUUUCAGAAAUAGAUAGUAAGCAGAAAGAAGCACUCGCUUUAACUUUACAGUCCAUAGUUGCCAAGUACGACAAUCUAUUUAAAUGUAACUUCCCAUAUUCUAUGGGUUGGCACGGAGCACCGACAGGUGAAGAUUUACAAAAGUGCAAUCCACAUUGGACAUUCCAUGGACUAUAUUAUCCUCCUUUACUGCGCUCUGCUACUGUUAAAAAGUUUAUGGUUGGUUAUGAGCUGUUAGCUCAAGCUCAACGAGAUUUGACGCCUGAAAAAGCAGCAGCUCUAUUAAGAGAACAGUCAACUACAAGAUUUGCCUGAAGAAUCUAAUAAAAUAAAAUUGUUUUUUAAAUUAAUAUA